Messenger RNA from Priapulus caudatus, 3241 nucleotides. RefSeq names its product exocyst complex component 2-like. The transcript has 24 exons. Gene Ontology annotation, biological process: exocytosis; Golgi to plasma membrane transport. The coding region runs from base 184 to 2901 and encodes 905 amino acids. NCBI's taxonomy places the organism in Eukaryota, Metazoa, Priapulida, Priapulimorpha, Priapulimorphida, Priapulidae. The record is from RefSeq and is a predicted model, not a curated record. Gene Ontology annotation, cellular component: exocyst.
UUGUGCCACUGUGCGACAGUGCUCAUCGCCGCCCCCUCCGCCGAGUCGCCGACGACGACCUGAGAACAAUAUAUAUACAUAUUGUUCUCAGACGACGACGACGACACUCACAGUGUAUGGCGGUUGAACUUCAUGGCAAGUUUGCAGCUUACGGCGCGCCGCCCAUAGUUUGGUAAAGGCAAGAUGUUACAUACUAACCGACAAGCAGAGCCACCUAAGGUUACAGGGUUAUCGCCUAAGGAAGGUCCUCCAGGAACUAAGAUAAUCAUAAGAGGCGAAAACCUUGGUGUUAAUCCGCAAGAUGUAUUAGCACUCAGGAUAUGUGGGGUGGAGUGUGUGAUGACCAUGGAGUGGAUGUCAUCUAGCAAGCUGGUCGCUCGCACUGGACCCUGCAAAGGUGUCGGUGAUGUGAUCAUUCUCACCAAGUCUGGAGGAAUCGGCACCUGUACUGUCAAGUUCAGAGGAUUCUUUGUGCAAACAGGCCCUCUUCAGGAGUCAGCCGUAUGGGUGGAUGAGUCCAGAUUGUUUGACAAGCAGAAGAGCAGGAGGGUGCAAUCGCCUAUUGUCUCCCAGGAAGAUCCUCUAGGCCUGUCAGAUGAAGCAACUCACAAGAAGAUCUCCGAACAUGAACUGGUAGAGUUAUUUCCCGAAGGAUCUGGAAAUCUCAAUAGUGAUGAUUUCGUAGCUCAGUGGUUUCUGGUAGAAAAUCACCAAGGAUCCAGUUUUGAUGACCUAAAGGCGGGUCUGACACACAUGCAGAGACGUAGGACACACACGCUCGAUGGACCAGCAUCUCUUGUGAAGGACAACCUAGAUUCAUUCACUGAGUGCAUAAACACGCUGACAUCAUUACAGGGCAUGAUCAUGUCUGACCAGAGGGCAUCUGAAGGUCAUCUCACUGAUCAAGCUGAAGUAAUUCUCUCAGAGGCCCUCGGCAUGGCCAACGACCUGUUCCAAGACGUGCUGAAGCGACGAGACCGCGCGGACACCAUCAGAAACGCGCUCAACGUCCUGUUACGCUUCAAGUUCCUGUUCAGUCUGCCGGGAAGCAUCGAGAAGAAUAUACAGAGGGGCGACAUAGAAAUUGUGAUAAAUGACUGGAGCAGAGCAAAAUCUCUAUUUUCGGAUACUAGAGUGAAAAUAUUCACAAAUGUUUACGAUGAUGUAGAGCAAAGAAUACAAGCCCUGCAGCAGAAGUUGACAAACAAACUUUCGCAGAUUCCUGCUCCUUUAGAGGAGCAAAAAAGACUCAUCAUGUACUUAAAUGGCCUGGAGACAGCAGGCAACCCAGCCUGGCUCUGCAUAUCAAAUCAUCAUGAUUGGAUAACUAGCACUAUGGUCAGUUGUCAGGUUGACCAUAUAAAGGCUGAAAAUCAAGGAAGUGAAGACCAGCCAGAAAUCAUCAAAACUGUUUUUGGAAUAGCUGGCUACACCACUGCAGGUGGACAUGCGGGCGGGCAGGGAUCAGAGUCGGUAGCUGCAAGAUUCCGUACUCCACAACGUGUACUAUUUGUUGAGGAAUUGACGGAAAUAUUGAUGCAACAUCUGCCUGACAUGUACAAGCUCGGACAAUCAUAUUUGGCUGGAGAACUGAAAAAUAUCACAUCUAGUCGGUAUGGAAAAGAAGAUUCCACUGCAUUCACUGCUAUGAUGCAUGAUGUACUGGAGAUGUACUGCAACUUACUACGAGCUGCGUUGGUGCCAAACAGUCUGAAAUCAGCUGGAGCCGGUAGUGCUCAGCAACUCGUGGGGUGGCAGACCACUCAUCAGGAGAUGUACACAGAUUGGAUUCCACACUGUGUUAGAUACGUGAGGUCGUGCUACUCCUCCCUGCGUGCCAUGGACCUAGCAGGAGACCUGACAGGGAUAGUGGAACGUCUCGUGUCCGACAUGCGCAUCCAGUGCAUGGCAGCACUCUUUCAGAAAGCAUCCGAGGAGAUCAGAUGUCUGUAUCUGCAGGAAGAUUGGGUUCUUGAUGUCGAUGACACUACUGGAGCCACAACGAAUCUGCCCCAGAAGUAUGAAAAUAUUGUUCUGGAAUGUCUACAGAUACUACAGGACGUUCUAACCCCAAGUGUCCCUGGAGAGCAAGAGAUUCUUACGAACAGAGCGUCGCAGAAGGAUUUGUCUACGAUGUGUGUGAACCUCCUGCAGUCAUUCAUUCCUACUCUGCAGAAACUCACAUCUAAAGACGUAGAGAAACGUUGCAAAGCCAGCCAGGCUGAAUUUCUCACACAAACGGGGGAAGAAUUACCCAACACGGACGUCAGAUUGCUGAUAGUACUGGCCAACUGCAACCUGAUUGUGAGCCAGAUUUUGCCCCGUCUCAUAGAAAGCUUUGACAAGUAUGGAUACCCAGCAGCUGGGGAGAUACACGAGGCUGUGAAGCUCAGGUUUGAGGAUCUGAACACGAAGCUGAUUUCUGCUUACGUUGAGAGGAGAGCGGACCCCAUCGUUGGAGCCAUUGAGCAGAACAUGUACAUCGGUCACUUCAGCUGGACAGAGUCAUUCAAACCAUCAGAGGUAAGCGGAUACCUGAAGGAACUACUUUUCAGCAUGGUGGCCAUACAUGCGGAGGUGCAUGCGACUAGCCCUGCCUCCCUCUACGUGAUCAUGUCGCGAUCACUGCAGGCAAUUGCUGGCGAGCUCGCACGGCUUUUCUCCUGCGUAACUCGGUUCAGCGAAGGAGGGGCGCAGCAGGCUUGCCUGGACCUUAUAGGCUUGCAGGGAGCAACAAUGGCAUACCAGUCAGCGACAUCUAAAACUUGCUUCACAGAGGCUAUGGCCUGCUUGCCUGAAAAAUCAGCCAAUGACGAAGUAUCUGGCAAGCUGAUGGACAAAUUCAAGAGGAGCAUGAAAUUCCAGCUAAUAUGCUUCCAGGGAGAACUGAUUAAGAUGUGAGAAAAGUGUUUUGCUUGUUUUCUUCUGCAUGUUAUUUGUCAUCCUACCAAUCAUGCAUGCAGAUGUUAGUGGUAAAUUAAAUACUAUAAACUAUACCCCAGCGUAAUAUACGCAGCCCAUUGUUGUUUUCAAACACGUUUACAUAUUUAUUUUUCUCGUACACCAAAUGGCAGAGGUAAUUACACGCUAUUUGGACAGCACAACACACUUAUAAUAAUUUAUAGAUAGUGGGAUAUAUAUAUGCAUACCAUUUUCAGCUGAUUUUGAUAAUUGUAAAGAAUGAGUUAGCUCCCAUUGUAAAUUAAGUAUAUGCCAAUAAAAAUGUAAUUAAAUAAAUUCA